Epinephelus moara (kelp grouper) is the source of this 4642-nucleotide messenger RNA. Its product is annotated as secretory carrier-associated membrane protein 1-like. Bases 138 to 1172 code for a protein of 344 amino acids. Lineage: Eukaryota; Metazoa; Chordata; Actinopteri; Perciformes; Serranidae. The transcript has 9 exons. Gene Ontology annotation, cellular component: recycling endosome membrane; trans-Golgi network membrane. The record is from RefSeq and is a predicted model, not a curated record. Gene Ontology annotation, biological process: protein transport.
AAGGGGUCUCCAUCAGCAGGAGGCGGAGAGGACUGCAGGCAAGCAGAGAGAGAGGCAGUCAAAUCAGGAGACUGAACCUUCCCUUGAGAGUCGGGGAGCUCUUCCACACAGGAAACCGUUUUUAGAAAGGCUGUACAAUGUCCGACUUUGACAGCAACCCGUUCGCAGACCCGGACUUCAGCAAUCCAUUUCAGGAUCCUUCAGUGACGCAGGUGACCCGGUCUGCCCCUCCUGGUGGUCUGGAGGAGUAUAACCCCUUCACAGACGCCAGAACGGCGGCCCCUGGGAAUGCCCCCAAAGCUACUCCUGCCCCCGCCCAGCAGAACACACAGCCUGCCAUCAUGAAGCCCACAGAAGAGCCGCCGGCUUACUCACAGCUACAGACUCAGGACCAAGCACGUGCUCAGGCUGAGUUGUUGAGAAGGCAGGAGGAGUUGGAGAAGAAAGCAGCAGAGCUUGAUCGUCGGGAGAGAGAGUUACAGUCCCACGGAGCUGCGGGAGGGCGUAAGAACAACUGGCCUCCCCUGCCAGAGAAGUUCCCCGUUGGCCCAUGUUUCUACCAUGACAUCGCAGUGGACAUUCCUGUAGAGUUCCAAAAGACCGUCAAGAUCAUGUACAACCUUUGGAUGUUUCACGCAGGCACGCUCUUUGUGAACAUGUUCGGCUGCCUGGCCUGGUUCUGUGUGGACGCAUCUCGCGGUGUAGAUUUUGGCCUGGCCAUGCUAUGGUUCUUGCUGUUCACUCCCUGUUCAUUCGUCUGCUGGUACAGACCGCUUUAUGGGGCUUUCAGGAGUGACAGUUCAUUCCGCUUCUUUGUCUUCUUCUUCGUCUAUAUCUGUCAGUUUGGAGUUCACGUUCUACAAACUAUUGGCAUCACUGGCUGGGGAACAUGCGGUUGGAUCGCAGCUUUAACUGGUCUGAACACCAGCAUCCCAGUGGGCAUCAUCAUGUUGCUGAUUGCAGCCCUGUUCACUGCACUGUCUGUGGGCUCGCUCAUCAUGUUUAAAAAGGUGCAUGCACUGUAUCGUACCACUGGUGCUAGUUUCGAGAAGGCUCAACAGGAGUUUGCAACUGGGGUCAUGUCGAACAAGACCGUUCAGACUGCAGCCGCCAACGCCGCAGCCAAUGCUGCAACCAAUGCUGCUCGUGGGGCCUUCAAACCUCAGCCAUAAACUGAACAUACCCACACGUACAUGCACACACGCGCACACAUACAAGCAUACACACAUUCACACACAAGAAUUGAAGAUGCACAACUCUGGCUCCGCAGGCUCUCAGAUCAAAUUGAUUCUAUUUAUGAAUGUUGUUAUGCUAAGAUUGCCCUGCACACUCGCUUGCACACACACUUGCACCUGCUUAAAAAGUGCAAAGAGUCGGAGACCAGAGAUAACAGAGAAGUUAGUCAGAUAAAGUGACCAGAGUUGUUCACCUUCACUUGAAAUCAAAUUUCAGAAACAAAAAAACUCUCCUACAUUCUUUCUGUCUGCUUCUCAGUCAGAUGACUGCUCACAUCCCUUGAAACAUCCACUAAGUGACUCGAGGUGUGCUCUGAGUGUGUGGGAUUUCAUCUCACGCUUUCUCACUCGCUCCUUCCGCUUUCCCUGUUCUUCUGUCACCUCGAGGUUAUCCUAGGUCAGGCAGAGGUUCGCAGUUCUAGCAUACCUUAUUUUUGUCAUGGUGAUGACCUCCAAACAGCUUCCUGCCUGGUUAAUACAGUAUACAGUUAUGAAAAGUGAUAAUCUGAUCAUGGUGUUUUUGCACAUAGCUCUGUUGUCUCGGUCACAUACGGAAAGUACAGUGUAUGUUUGACUGCCUGGGCCUGCGUGUGAAUGUGUACUUUACUUUAAGAGAAUUUUGGCUCUCACUUUUUUUUAAGAAUUCAGUCAUUGACAUCCGAAAGGUAAAUUGUACCUUGUCCUACAUCUGUGCUUCUAUUCUGAGACAAAUAUCAUCCAAGUAGAAAUAUGUCGGUAUGUUCUUAUUUAAGGACCCGCCUGCAGCACCCAGCAGUGCUCCAGUGAAACCUGUCAGUUGAACAGUUAUUCCCAGUUCGUGUGCUACUUUGAUUGGCGAUGUGGGCUGGAUCAGCAUCUCCGUGGCUUCCUAAGAUUUGACAGCAUGAUAACGACAUGCAUGUUCAGCACAGUAACGGUAGCGGUUUCUUUGGCAAAGUCAUACUGUCUGCUUUUCUCUGGCUACAGCUGGUGGCUGGUUUUGAGGGGAGGAUGUUCGCCUACUUAUUUUCCCUCGGUUGGGUUUCUGUGAGACGUGAGCUGUAAAGUUAUUGCAUGUCCCAGCGGCUGUGAACUGAUUGACGAUGUUUGGAUCUAAUUGUGAAGAUGCACUAAACACCCAGGUCAGUAGGGUCACCAGUUCUCACAACAGACCUUGAAGAGUUAAGUUAUGUGCUUUCAUAGCCUCGGCCCAGCUGUUGAAGAAUUUAAUCUGGGUCAGAAUGAUGCAGAUUUGGAAAUUGGAAAUACUUUGUGCCAUUUUUUCAAAGCAACAUUGGAUUGGAUCACCCGAUCCAGAUACAAACUUUUCAAGAUCACUAAGAAGCACUAAAAGGGGCUACAUAUCACAGCGUAGGCAGCCUGCAAUUACCACUUAUCCCCAUAGGUGUCGCCAAAGAGAAUAAACAGAUCUGUGAGAUUGUGAUUGCAACUUGAAGCCUCGGGGUGUUAUCCCCAUAAAACAAUCCCCCAAAUAGCUGUCAGUAUCAGUAAGAAGUAAGUAAGUAUUUAGUUGAUAGCCUAAUCAAGUGCAAAAUAUAAAUACAAUCAUAAAUAACUGACCAGUUUAAAAGUUUUAUUACAUUUUGUUGCUGAAAUCCACCCCUCUUCUGGGACCAGGAUGAUCCUGAUUUUGAACAACACGUACUGAAGGUUAGGUUUGAUUUAGAUCAAAACUGAAAAAGACUGGAUUAUGUGAUAUAAUCUGAUAUAAUCUUUUUUGAAUGACCCAUUUUGAAGAUUUGAUCCAAUCCGAUUCCCCAAAUCUGAUCAGAUUCCUUCUGAACAACUGGGCCCAGGUUCACUAAAGACAAGAAACAACAUAAGAAACUUUAUAAUUUCCCCUCAUGUAUAUGUGACAUUAACAGACUACUAUGUGGCUCCAUCUCAGCUGUUUUUUGUAGCCCUUCACUUGGUUAAAAACUAACGCUGCUAUGAAUCGGAGCGCCACUUGGUGGUGGCCUCCUGACGUCAUGUUUCCUAUUGAAAAGGGGACACACUAUUCAUUCAUUCAUUCAUAGGAAGAACUGAGAGAAGUGAGCGGCCUUUUCUCACAGACGAUGACCUGGACAGUGGUAAAGAUUUGAUUUUUCUAGAGAUUAACCUGCAUACAUGAAAUAGUAAAAACACUGACACUGUGUAUAUGUACACAACAUAGACUAACAGCCCGUUUGCAUUUUUACAGACUUUUUUUUUCUUCUGUUAAUGUUACUGGCAUCUGAAGUUUCAUAGCCAAAUGAACAUUAAGAUAACAGAGGAUAGGACUUAAUGCACAUUCAGUGAUAUCACUAAGAUACAUUAAUUUAUAUACAAUAAUAACAGUGUUAUUCAGAACUAAGUUGUACACACUACUUACGCUGAAGUGAAAUAUGGAGGUGGGUUACAUUUGUGUCGUGCUUUAGCACCUCUCAUAGUGGUGGUGAGUGUGUGACGGCGUGCAUGAUCGAUGACUGAUGACUGGUACUGCUUUUAUCACAAAUGUACAGACUGAGCAUUAUCGUGGAUGAAAUACUCCUGCAAGUGUUACCAAGUUGAAGGUCAAUAGUUUGUUGUGAAAUAAUCAGCCUACAUCUCGGCAGUAUUUUUUUGUUUGGAAAUAUUAUGUUUUUAAAUUCAUUGCACAUUUCUUGUUUUACGUUGAAUUUAGAGGAAAAAGUCAAACCUGUUUUUAUUUAUGGCGUAAUUUAAGUCGUUUGCAUUUCAGUUUUGUUUGGUUUGAUUUUACAUUAUGUAUUAUGUUUGUGUGGUUUUGUAAUGACAUGAUCAUAGCUAUCAGCUAGAUUUAAAAAGUGUCCAAUGACUUUGCAACUUGACCCUGCAAGAGGUGUGUUUGUGUGGAUGAGGAUGUGUGAAGGACUGGUAUGAAAGGCCACAAAAAAAAGACAAAAAAAUCUCCCUCAAGUGUUAUUCUAUGUCCUGAAAAGCUGUGAGAAAUCUACCAAAUGUCCAUAUAGAUUUGUUUUUAAAUCUUGGUUCGUGACGUGCUCCCUUGCCAUGUUUUACUUUAAAUAUUACACGACUUUUCUUUGCUACAAACACCCACAUGAUUCCCAUGUAUCUAUAGGUUUAAACAGUCGUUACAUGAAGCCAUGCCACAGUGGGUAAUUUCUUGAUGUGUUUUGGCGAGCCGAUCCGCAGUACUGAACGAUGUAUUUGAAGUCUGCUGACACAAAACUGUGUUUUUGACCUGUGACCAUGUUAUUUCGCUGAAUCAGAGAAGAAACUCAUUCAAAAGGGACACUUGUACAUUUUGUAAAGUUGAAAAUUUGAUCCCCAUCAUCAAUCACAUGUAAAAAAAAAAAAAAAAAAAAAAGAUAACAUAAUGCACUCUUGUCUGGCCUUUGUUGCAUGUGAAAUAGUUUGAGUUUUGUAUAUUUAUGGUAUUAACAUGAAAUAAAAUUUGAAAGAAA